AUGAACUUCCCGGUCACGUCGACUUACUUCGUGCCCCCAGGGGCCAGCGGAGUAAGUGCUGAUGGCACCGAGCUCCUCAACGAACCGUGGAGACAGUGUGUUCCGGAGAUCCCAUCCUGGCAGCAGCGGCUUCCACCAUACGGCCUUGAUCCUUAUGCAGAGAUCCGCAAGCUUGCAUGUCUGCCCAGACCGACAAAGGAGGUGGAGGCAGAAGGGGCCUGUUUUGACGGCAGAAACCUGCAAACGCUGACCACAAAGGGUACAGACUCUCUUCAAAACUCAGCCUUUCUUAACAAUGGGUUUCAGAAAUAA
Molecule: messenger RNA, 312 nt
Organism: Dibothriocephalus latus
Lineage: Eukaryota; Metazoa; Platyhelminthes; Cestoda; Diphyllobothriidea; Diphyllobothriidae
Source: the annotation of a GenBank genome assembly